UAAAAGGAAGUACUUCUAAACUGUAAAGAGAAAGCUAAGGGGUGUGGUUAUGGCAUAGCAGCUAUAGAACCUAUUAUUAAGACAAGCCUAGGAAGCUUACUCUCUGUGUUUCUGAGGAUAGAAGCACAGAGAUUGCAUCAUGGGAAGAAAGUCAUUGUACCUUCUAAUUGUGGGAAUCUUUGUAGCAUAUUAUACUUACACGCCUAUCCCAGAUAACUUUGAGGAGCCCUGGAGACUAAUGCUGAUCAACACACCACUGAAAACUUUUCAAAAUUUGGUUUCAUUCUUCGAGUUUCUGGGAUUUUACCAUCUUGCUGAUUUAAUUGCGCUAAGUAAAGCCUUUUUAGAAGUCCCGCCAACUUCAGAUGAAAAUGUCACUGUGACUGAGACAACAUUUGAUAAUGUUCCUGUGCGUGUAUAUGUACCAAAGAGGAAGGUGGAUGCACAAAGAAGGGCUGUGUUUUAUAUUCAUGGUGGUGGUUGGUGUUCUGGAAGCCCUGCUUUAUAUAGUUAUGACUUGCUCUCAAGAUGGACUGCAGAGAGACUGGAUGCUGUUGUCAUAUCAAUUGAUUACAGAUUAGCACCUAAAUAUCAUUUCCCAAUCCAAUUCGAAGAUACAUAUAAUGCUUUACGGUGGUUCUUACGCAAAAAUGUUCUUGAAAAUUAUGAUGUAAAUCCUGAGAGAAUUUGUGUUUCUGGAGACAGUGCAGGUGGAAAUUUAGCUGCAGCAGUGACUCAGCAGCUUGCACGUGACCCAGAAGUCAAGACCAAACUCAAGAUCCAGGCUUUAAUUUAUCCUGCACUUCAACCUCUUGAUUUAGAUUCACCAUCAUGUCAAGAAAAUGCACAUAUGCCAAUUCUAUCUAAGUCCCUCUUGGUCAGGUUCUGGAGUGAAUAUUUUACAACUGACAGGUCACUUGAAAAAGCCAUGCUUUCCAAUCAGCAUGUACCUGAAGAAUCAAGUCAUCUCUUCAAGUUUGUUAAUUGGAGUUCCCUGCUCCCUGAGAGAUUUAGAAAAGGACAUGUUUAUAGCAACCCAACUUAUGGUAGUUCUGAGUUAUCUCAAAAAUAUCCUGGGUUCCUAGAUGUGAGGGCAGCUCCUUUGUUGGCAGAUGACAGCCAGUUGCGUAGUUUACCCCUGACGUAUGUCCUCACUUGUCAAUAUGACGUUUUGAGAGAUGACGGACUCAUGUAUGUCACCCGACUUCGGAAUGUUGGAGUUCAAGUGACCCAUAACCAUGUUGAGGAUGGAUUCCAUGGAGCAGCUUUCUUUCUGCAACUUAAAAUAAGUCAUAGACUGAUAAAUCAGUAUAUUAAUUGGCUAAACAAAAAUCUAUAGCAAAACAUAUAUUCCUGAUACAUUUUUAAAAUGCACUAAACAUUAAAGCAUCAUAAAAUUCACAUGGAAUUAAACCAGUAUGGUUUGGAAAGGUCUAUUGAAAUUCCACAUGUAGUAUAAUAAUUCUUGCUGUAAAUAUCUUCUGUCCUUUUUGUUACUCUGAAUGAUUUCAUUCAACAUUUCGCACUGUAAAUGUGCUAUUCCUGUCACCCCUCCUUGUGUACUGUAAAUUUUACUUUUUAAAACAUUUUUUCUUGUACAAUAUCUUUUCUGUGUGUUGGUAACCACUAAUAAGUGUAAUAACAGAAAUAUAAGAAAGAUUGUCUAUUAUUGUUUAAUAUCAACAUCCUAGUCAAUGUACAGGGUUUGAAACACUCCUAGUAACUGAUACAGGAUGAAUCUCAAAUCUUUGCAAAAAUAGUUUUCACAGGACAGUGCUGGUUUAUUACAUCUGUAAUUUUUUCCCUUGAUGCACUUUUGUAACCCAUGUAACAAGAAUUAUACUGUUCAAUACUUACGAUCACCAGAGGAAUUAGCUGCUUUGUAUUUGUAAUGUAAAGAAAUUGAAGCUCAGAGAAGUCUGAAGUGGUCUUUAGGACAGAAAAUACUAGCAUCCACAGAAUAUACAAGUAGAACUAAGUGAUUUGCAAUAAAACAAAAGUCAGAAAAAUUUUAUUUGUGAAAAGGUUAUUUUAACAAUGCAGAGUAAAAAUAAAAUGGCUUAUGCUUAAGACCAGUCUGAAUAUUUGUAUUGAGCAUGAUCUAUAUAAUGCCUCAAAAUCACAAAAAAUCCUAUCAACAGGUAUUCCUCAAUUGGUAGAUGAGUUCUAUCCAUGUGAUUUUCUAGUACUUAGCCAUUUUUUCUCUUUGUGUACCAUCCUUACUGUCUAUUUUUGUAUUUGCAGUCCUGGUUAUUAUAUUUUUAGUACUAUAUAUAUAUAUAUAUAUAUAUAUAUAUAUAUAGUACUAUAUAUAUAUAUAAUCUAGACAGAGACAGAAUAAGGAAACAGUUACAUUUGAGGUCAUUUUAUUUUAUUAGGAAAAUUGUAGUAAUCCCAGAAACUCAAAAACCAAUAAAUUCCUUAUAAACAGUUAAUAGAAUCAUAUAGUGGGAUAUUUCUCAAAGUGGGAGUUUUUCACAUGAGAAAAGUACAUUUUAUUAUACUAAAAAACAAAAUAAUGCUAAGCAAUACUAAAUAAUUAGCAGAGGAUACCACACAUAGCUGUAGAAAUAUCUUGUUAAAUAACAACAUUGGGAUAAAUAUUUUUCUGAUAAACAUAUAAAUACAUUGAGUUAAUAGUAAAUACAAAGACUAGAAAUAAAAUAUGUAUAUGUAACCUCCAGUGAUUUUUCUUUGCACUGUGUACAAGCAUAAGAUGUUUUUAUUACCAUGCAUAAAUUCUUACAUUAAUCUACAGCUGGCAAUUGUUAUUGCUUUACUCAAACAAAGUAAAAGUUGUCAUUAACAUAAUACCUAGAGGCAAAUAACUUGGCUACAGAAUACCUACCACUGGUAAAUGUUAUUCACAAUUACAAAUCUUGUCCCACAUGGCUUAGAAUCCUAGUUACUUGGGUAGGUGAAGCAGGAGAAUUGCAAGUUUAAGGACAGAAAAAGCAAUUUGUUAAAAUUCUAUUUCAAAGUAAGAAAUAAAAAGGACUGGGUACCUAUCUCAAUAACAGACUCACACUGGCUUAACACACACACAUACAUACUUAAAUUUAAGACAGCAUAAAGCAAACAAGAUAAACAUGGUGGGAAUACAAUUUAUUGAAGUUUACAAAACUAACACUACAAAAAUUUGAUGCUGUCUUGGUAAGUUUGAUAAUGUUUUUAAGGUUAGUUUUAUAUCUAAUAAAAUUGAGUGUCAUGAUGAAAUUCCCAUACAGGGAAACUGCUUUGAAAGGAAAGUUUCCAGCAUUCCAAUCAUUCAGCAAUUCUACUUUCAAUUGCUUUCUAAAAACAAAUUGAAACAUAGUUCUAAGAAAAAAUACUGCUAUAGUUAAAUUCCAAUUUUAGCAGUAUGGUGCCAGCAAAAUUGGUGAAGGAAUUUCUUUGUUGUAAUCUAGUUUUAACCAUUGCGCCUCAUUUCUGUUUUGUAUGCAGCACCCCCCCUUCCCUUCUUAUCUUUCUAGGUUCAGUUUCAAUUUCCUGAGAAAGCUGUAAAAGCCUUAGGUAUCAGUUUCCUGUAACCUCUUCCCCUACCCCUCAUCCGGUUAUCUGUAAUAAAAUGUGCUGUUCUUUAAGAAAUGCUUAACUUCAAGGAAAUUACAGGAAGUUCUAUAAAGCCCAGAUGCUACCUAACUGUGUCAGUGAUUGCAACAUUCCCUUGGUUUUCGACUUUAAAACCCAGUCUUCCCUGGGAUUGAGUCACCAAGGCCUGGCCUAAAAUAAAGCCUUUGCUCCCCAAAUUUUAAUUUCUUGCUUCCUUGGGUUUUAUUUUGGGGUCUGAGCUAUCACAUUUGGGGGCACGCCCGGGAUGGGAGCAAGAUCCCAGACUCAUUUCUGAACAUUUGAAAUCCCUGCAGACUCUCCAACCCGUGUUGACUUCAAUCCACCAGCUGAUUAGACAAAAACACCCAGAUCUGCCUUCAGAGACACCCCUCAAAGCACCGACCAAGCCAGGGAUUCCAGUCUUGGUGCAGUGGCACCACCGUGACUCCCUCAAACCCCACUGGGAAGGACCUUUCACCGUGGUGCUCAGCACUCCCACCACCAUCAAGGUAGCACAAAAGACUGCAUGGAUUCACCAUACCCAUGUCAAACCAUUGGAAGCAACAGACAGUGAGGAGUGUUCUCAAUUGACUGUACAGCAGACUGGUAACCCCUUAAAGUUAAAAUUGACUAAAGCAUAUUUAGAUUAUGCCAGGCAUGAACUGUUUUAACUUGCUUGCUUUGAUUUUAUUAACAUUGAUGCCAACCUUGCAUGGCGGCUUUGGUCCCCCUGUAAGCAAAGAACAAUUGUUAAGAUCUUGGUAUGGGAGCCCCUGUGAUUGUGGAGGGGGCUAUAUUACUAAAGGUAAAGACACCAACUGGGGGGGAAUUAUUCAUACAGUAGGAAACAAGGAUCGAGAUCCUUCCCGCACAAAUGAUAAAUUGUAUGCAUACAGUCUUCGGACAGAUUGUGGGGACAAGUUAACAUUCCUUGUUGCUAUACCCUCAGUUACAGGGGGUUUGAUUCAAAGGUGGAUGUGUAUGUUAAAGCCCUGUGUGAUACCUAACAAAGGCAGCCAGCCAGGGCCAUGCCCUCAGAAUUGUUCUUAGUAGUCUGAAAUGCAUUCCUCCUGCUAUGACUCUGUACAAGAAUGUAUAGGCAUAGAUAGCAAAACUUACUUCACUGCUGAGCUUACGAGGACACGGGCUGGAAGUGUUGGAGGUGAUUGGUCCACCAAUCCAACAAUGAUAGGAAGUUCAAAGUAUGCCUAAGCCUCAUAUCUUGGCAUGGUUGGUAAAUCAGUGUGCUGGAGAAGGGUGGCCCCUAUACAUGUGUCUGAUGGGGGUGGCCCACAAGAUAAGAUCAGAAAACUCAUGGUUGAGGAAUGAGUCAAGCAGCUAAUAAAAAUAAUGUUUCCCCAGAUAUAUUACCACCCCCUGAUGCUGCCUAAAUCGUGGGGAGUUGAUCUGGAUGCUCAAACUUCUGAUAUUCUAGAGGCCACUCAUAAAGCCUUAAAUGCUUCCAACCCAACUUUGGCUGAAGAUUGCUGGUUAUGCAUGGCACAGGGCUCCCCCAUGCCCCUUGCAAUCCCCUCCAAUGUUUCUCUGACUACACUGGAGGAACAAGAUUACUUAAAUUUUAGUACUGGUACCCCUUUAGAGUACAACCAGUAGGCUUCAAGGACUCUGUCUCCAAGGAGGUUUUCAUAAUGAUACCUCUGACACUGACGUGGGGUUCAUUGCAUUUACUAAUUGUAGUUCCAUAGUUAACUGGACUACCUCCCUUUAUCCCACCAAAGGGCAAAUAUUUAUUUGUGGAGGAAAUAUGGCCUAUACUUUCCUCCCAACUAACUGGACAGGGAUAUGUGUAACAGCUGUCCUAUUGCCUGAUAUAGAGAUCCUACUGGGGGAUGAGCCUGUCCUCAUUCCUAGUUUAGAUUACAUCACAGGCUGAUCAAAGGGGGCAGUUCAAUUUAUCCCUUUAUUGGUAGGCCUAGGAAUAUCAGGAGCCUUAGGUAUGGGGGCAGCAGGGGUAGGGGUUUCUGUCCAACUUUCCAACCAGAUCGUUAGUGAUGUGCAGGCAUUAUCUAGUACCAUUCAGGUCAUUCAAGACCAAAUAGACUUGUUGGCUGAAGUAAUUCUCCAAAACAGAAGGGGAUAAAAUCAAGAGACUACAGGAAGACCUAGUUAAAAGAAGGAGAGAGCUAUUUGAAAACUCUUUAUGGAGUGUCUAGAAUGAAAUCCUGCCCUAUCUCAUGCCCUUGCUUGGACCAUUGUUAGGGGUACUGCUCCUGGUCACAGUAGGUCCUUAUAUACUCAGUAGAAUAACUGCAUAUGUCAGACAACAAAUGCAAGGCAUAAAGUGGAUAAUGUUACGCCAGCACACCUACGAGCCCAUACCUCAAAAUCCUUAAAAUUAGGUCAAAGUUUUGAUCCUCAGUCACAACAUCAGAGGAGAAUGUUGUAACCUAGUUUUAACCAUUGCACCUCAUUUCUGUUUUGUAUGUACCGCUCAGCCCUCCCCUUCCCUUCCUAUCUUUCUAAGUUAAGUUUCAAUUUCCUGAGAAAGCUGUAAAAGCCUUAGGUAUCAGUUUCCUGAAACCUCCUCCCCUACCCCUUUUCUGGCUAUCUGUAAUAAAAUGUGCUGUUCUUUAAGAAAUGCUUAACUUCAAGGAAAUUACAGGAAGUUCUAUAAAGCCCAGAUGCUACCUGUGUCAGCGAUUACAACAUUCCUGUGGUUUUCAGCUUUAAAACCCAACCUUUCUAGCUGUAAGGUGCAUAGUCUCCAAAUUGGCUCCUGGGGUUUGCAUUGCUAGGGCCUGGCCUAAAAUAAAGCCUUUGCUCUCCAAAUUUUAA
Molecule: messenger RNA, 6348 nt
Organism: Cavia porcellus (domestic guinea pig)
Lineage: Eukaryota; Metazoa; Chordata; Mammalia; Rodentia; Caviidae
Product: arylacetamide deacetylase-like
Exons: 6
Coding region: 140-1339 (399 amino acids)
Cellular component (GO): membrane
Molecular function (GO): triacylglycerol lipase activity; serine hydrolase activity
Source: RefSeq, a predicted model, not a curated record